Molecule: messenger RNA, 1680 nt
Organism: Cucumis melo (muskmelon)
Lineage: Eukaryota; Viridiplantae; Streptophyta; Magnoliopsida; Cucurbitales; Cucurbitaceae
Exons: 2
Coding region: 478-1359 (293 amino acids)
Cellular component (GO): plasma membrane
Source: RefSeq, a predicted model, not a curated record
AAAUCUCAUGAUUUAAAUCAACCAUAAAUUACAUUUAUCACAAAUUAAUUUUGUCCAACUAUCAAAUGCCCUUCUACCAAAUUGCAACCACACUAUGAUUUCUUGGUUGAAAGCAUGUAAUAAUGCUAAAUAAAAUAGAGGAACAUUCCCACAUAUUAAAACUAUAAUGACAAAAAUAGUUUAAUUAAUGAGAUGUAAAGGGAAAAAUUAAAGACGAUGUAAAUGAAAAGGCAAAAUAAGAAGUUUCAGAAGUUUGGUCUUUGUUUCUUAUCCGUUGGUAAUGGUUUUAAAAACAGAGGUUGAAGAUGACAAUGUCCGAACCUUCCGUUAUUUUUCUAAGAAAAGCCUUAACGGAUCUCCAUAUUCUAAACCCUUCUCCAUUUCUCCUUUACCAUUCUUCUCUCUAUCUCUCUCUCUCUCUCUCCAAAUCCUCUCACAGGGAGAGAGAACAAGGCCAGAAACAGAGCAUUCUUUCCAAUGGCUUCCUCAUCGGAGGAUCAACAAUCUCAAUCCAAAGCCACUGACCCACCUCCUCCGCACCCGUCCUCUGCCGGAAACAACCCUCCUCCUGUCUAUCCACCGCCCACAUUGGGGUACCCUCCUCCUCAAGGCCAUGGGGGGUACUCUCCGGCAAUGGGGUACCCUCCAGCUCCACAUCCAAGGUACCCACCGGCUACAGGGAAUUACCCUCCUUACAAUGCGUACUACGCUCAGGCUCCCCCGGCGGCGUAUUACAAUAACCCCCAAAAUUACAGAGCGGGGACGAUAAGCGCGGGAUUCCUCCGAGGGAUUGUGGCGGCGUUGAUUUUAUUGGUGGCUAUAAUGACUCUGUCCAGCAUAAUCACAUGGAUCAUCCUCCGCCCUGAAGUCCCAGUGUUUAAAGUCGAUUCAUUCUCCGUUUCGAAUUUCAAUAUCUCGAAAUUGAAUUACUCCGGAAAUUGGGAUGCGAGUGUGACGGUUCAAAAUCCGAACCAUAAACUGAAUGUGAAUAUGGAGCGGAUCCAGAGCUUCGUGGACUACAAACAAAAUACGUUGGCAAUGUCCUACGCGGAUCCAUUUUUUCUAGAUGUGGAGAAGAGCGGUCAAAUGAAGGUGAAAUUGACGUCGAGUAGUCCCGAUGAUCCGGGAAAUUGGUUGGAAACAGAGGAGAAGUUGGGGCGGGAGAGGGCGACCGGAACGGUGAGUUUCAAUUUGAGAUUCUUUGCUUGGACAACUUUCCGAACUGGUUCUUGGUGGACAAGGCGGGUUGUUAUGAGAGUGUCUUGUGAAGAUAUGAAGCUGGUCUUCACCGGACCCGCCGCGGGUCAUGCCGUUUACUUGGCCGACGAACACUCCAAGACUUGUUCUGUUCUCGUCUAGAAGAAUUCUUCGGAAAGUAGGCAAAUUGUGUGGGGGCUUCAAGGAAAAAGGGGUAUAGCAGAGAGAUUUGCAUUCAUGUUUGGAGAUUAUGAAACUUUAUAUUCAAUUCUAGGGAUUUUUUUUUUUUAUAAAAUUUUUAGUAUCAUAUCUCUGUCCUCUUCAAAUAACAAUCUUAUUUUAUUUUUUUUUAGAUAGAGAAAGUUUGUUUCUGAAUGUCUUGGGGUUGUUUUAGAGGAAAGAAGAGACCAUGUAACUUUGUUUUGUUUUUUCAUUUUCAUUUUCAUUUUCUUAUCAAUUGCUCUUUUGAAAGUUAUAUACUUA